Marchantia polymorpha subsp. ruderalis is the source of this 10803-nucleotide messenger RNA. The record is from the annotation of a GenBank genome assembly. NCBI's taxonomy places the organism in Eukaryota, Viridiplantae, Streptophyta, Marchantiopsida, Marchantiales, Marchantiaceae.
GUUGGCCUUUCAUGAUAUCACCGGAGUGACUAGUCAUGAAGAUUCGGGGCAAAAUUCUGUGCACAUCUGUAUACCACAGUGCUCGCAGAUGGCACGACUGGUUUGCCAUCUGGCGAGCCCGCUGAAAAGUCGAAGGACCCGGUGGCAGGGAGAGAAUACGAGUGGCGCGCUUAGCUUCGGAAGAGUAAAAACUCCGGUUCGGAUCAUGGGUUCGAAGAGGAGGUGCGGGGAGUAGGGGGUGGCCUUGGUGCUGGUCUGGUCUGGGCGUCAGCCAGCGGAACUUUGUUUAGGUCGCCUGUUUUCGUGUCGCGCUUCUCACUCGAUUAAUCGAUCCAAUCGAUCAAUUGCUCGUGGCCCUAGGACACGGACAAGAGGAGGGGACGAGAGGUGUGACAGGGUGAGGAUAGUUUGGACACGCCAUUGUGAGGGACAUAGGGAGGAAGGAGGAGGAGGCCAAGUUAUUUGGAAGGCAUCAUGUGGAGGGCAUGAUCGGUAGCUAUGGAGCACGGGAAGUCGAGGUAGGAGAAGCUUUCUCUCUGUGUCGCCUGGUUUCGAUUAUGUACAGGAAGGCAUCUGGAAAUUGUCGGAAUUCCUGUUGGACUGCUGAAGGGGUUUGACAGCCAAACAGCUAUGGAGGAUGGGAGGUCGAGGUAGGGGGAGGGGAGCUCUCUUUGUGUUGCCUAGAUUCAGUUGAGUGAGGAAGGGUGUUGAGGUCGGGGUAUGGCGGAUCGGGUUAGAGGGCUCAUUGCUGAGUAGAAUGUGCAGUGAAGCGGACGAGGAAGAGGUGGAUUUGUUAAGUGAUGAACACCCGGAUCAUGGAUAAGAUGGGGAGUGGGGGAUAUUGUCGUUGUAAUUGAGCGGAACGUCGAAGAAAGGCAAGGCUUUUUAGGGGACUAUGGGUGACGCUAAUAUUAGUCCCGGGGAAGAGCCCAAUAUUGAAACUUUGAGAAAGCUGGCCUUGUUAUCCAUGCCCAAGAGGCAAGGACGGAACUCGACGCCAUCCAAUCCCUCUUUGAAAUGCGAAGGGCCCAUGGUUUUUCCCAGCCCUGCUACAAUUCCUGAUGACAAAGAAGAGGGUGAACUGUCUUCGGACGAUGAUGCUGAAGGUGCUACAGCGGCGUUUGCCUCAGUGGAAUCCACACUGAAUCACGGUCAGGUUCUUUUAAAAUCACUGAUCCCUCUCCAAGGAAGUACGACGGAAAUGCUUGCACCAUGUGUCAGUUAUACGGGAUCCGAUUCUCAUGAAGCUGAGGCAUUUCUUGCUAGUUUGCGGAUCCCCGUACCAAAGCUAUCUCGAUCACUUGGGGACGACAAGAAGGAGGACGACUUUGUUAUCAAGUUUGACGAGGACAGUGACAGCGACGGGGAUCAUCAAAAUUCUUUGAGUUCCUCCUCUACACAGUUGGGUAGCAACCCAGAGAAGAUCACCCUUGGCAGCGUUGGCGUGCCGAACUCGACACCCCUAUCGCAAGCCACUUCAGCAGGGCCUAAUCAAAAACCUUCAGGUUUGAAAUCGGAAAUAGAUCGCAUGAAGAAGCAGAUAGCUGCGAUGGAACGAAGUAAGGCAAAACCGCCAGUGCUUCCUGUUAUUGGCAAGUCCCCUCGAGCUGUAGCUAUAGAUACGGUUCGUCCAAACGUCUCGACAGCGACAGAUGCCAAGUCACUUGUCCAAGUGGGGUCAGGAAACUUACGCUCUGGUCCAGAUUUGGAAAGCUUAAGGCUUCAGAUUGCAGCUAAAGAGAGUGAAUUGCAAGAGAGAAGAAAGCGUCUAGCAGCGAGAGGACCCGAACCUAGCAAAGUGGGAAGUGACUUGAAGGAAAUUGCUGUUGGAGUUUCCAUAACAUCUGUGCCUUUGCUGUCUAGGACAAACAGUUCCCUUAAUGCCGGACCAGCGCCUGUGUCCACUAGCACUAGCGCGGUGGAAAAGAUAUCGGCAGAAAAUAGGAAGGAAGUUUCGCUUCAAGCUGAUGGUCUCAUAGCUCUGGCAUCUACAAGUCCUGCCGGAGUUGGCCUCGCUGGCCACAAGAAGGAUGUGAGUUCGAGUGGGCUGGAUAUAUGCGCUGAUCAUCAUAAUGUGACCGAUGAAACAUGUAAGCUACCAUCAUAUCGCGCCGGGACCCUUUCCAACAACUUUCUCGGAAGGCAGAGUACCGGUAAAGGAAUGAAAAGACCUCAUGUGGGAGUGGAAUCUGUACAGAGCACGAAGGUGGCAAGAGUUGAAGGUGUUCUUCCUUUGCUGGACAAUCAGCCCGGAACAAUGACUUCAAAAGGACUAGGUUUGUCAGUGAAUCUGCCCGUUAAAGCUAAUGGAACUUGCAAGUCCUUGCCUGUACAAGGUACAAGCCAGCACAAGCGGAAAGUAGAUGCCAUUGAAAUGCCUUGUAAAGUUUCUGUGGAGGUACCAGGCCCCAGCAACUCUGGAGGCUCUGAUGCGCCUAAGAAACUCAAGAUAUCGGCAGAAGCAGGUCAGGUGGAGGCCACCCGAGGGGAGAGACUUCCGAACCUGAAGCACCCAGGGCUUGUUCAAAGCUGUCAAGCUCCUCGAGCCAUCUCGUCUGCCGGUCCUGUUCAAGCGCUAGUUGUCAGUGAAAAGGUAAGUCCAGCGAGCACGUUAUCACCUACUCAUACCAUCGGAUUGAUACCAGUUCCAGAUAGCACUUUCAGAAUAGCUUUUAGCGGUGAGGAUGUCGUAAGGGGAGAAAAACCAGCGAGGGACACGGAGGAUGGUUUGGCAAAUGGGUGGAAAGAUGGAGGUAUCGCAGCAGGGAGUGUGCAAAAUUCUGAGGUGCCUACCUUAUCUCAAGGGUUGGCUAGGAUUUUUGUGAACGAAGACGAUCGGAGAUCCAAAGCACAGAAACCGAGGUUUCAGUAUGAAGGAUCACACGCGUUAGCAGCUCUUGCUGGAGUUUCUGUUCCUGAUGCUGGUGUUACUAAACCCGGGGCCGGAACAGAGCCGUCAGCGAAGAAGCAUGAUAUUGUUUCUAGCAAUGAACGAGUACGAGAAGGCAUGAAAGUCAAGACUGGCAUGUAUUUGAGGCCAUCAAGUGUAUUGCUGACACCAGAAGUUCAUCCCGCACAGUCCUUAGGUUUAGGUUGUUCCAACGCUGACAACUGGGAUAUUGACCCUGAUUCUGAAACGUUCGAGCAAUUACAAGCCCAGGAGGAGUUGCUCGAUAAGGAGCUUGAAGAAGCACAAGAAAGGAGACACCACUGCGAACUUAGAGAGAGAGCUGCUCGAAAGGAGUAUCGGGAGUCUCAGAGAGCUCUUCGUGAAGUCAAUGCCCAUUGUGAUCUUCUGAACCAGAGGAAAGAGUUUUUAUUGUCUCGUAUCCACCUGGUUGAAGGCAGACAGUACUCCAGAAAGUUCUCUACUAACAGGGAACCCUUGUUAAUAUCAUCCGUUGAUAAUUCUUCUCUUAGAUUAACUGGUCCUGAGGUUGCCCCUCCUUGCAGUAUGGAGAAGCCUCCAACAUCUUUGGAACCUUGUGCUCGUUAUUUGCCAUCUUAUCAACCAUCCACAGAGCCAGAGCCCUGUGGCGCAAACGGAGAGGAGAAUCUUACCAUCCAAGUUGCGGAGAGUAUAGGACCCUCUUCUAUGAAGGACGCUGGGUUGACAACCGGGCUUCAAAGAUGGAGAAGAGAUUCGGUCACUUCUGCGGACGAAGAUGAUGAGCACAUCACAGGAGUUGUGCCUUCAGAUGGAAUAUCACAGGAAGCAGUUGUGCAUGUGUAUGACAGAGACGUAGUUUCUCGAAGAGAACCGAUGGAAAGUACCUACCUAGAGCCACGAAGGAGUCCUUUAGUUGUGCCACAAACUGAAAGCAGGGACCUUCGACCUGUAAGAGCAACUGAGGUUGUAGCGGCACCUUCUGGUACCCGUAUUCUUGUUUCAGAGGAAAGUGAAGCCAAGAUUCCGGAAGGAGGAAAGCCAGAUAUUAGUGCUCCUGGAGGCCAGCAUGUUUCUGUCAGCUGUGGGGAGAUAACAGCUGCAGGGUGUGACACAGAUCUCAACAGAGUAUCGGCCAGAGGAAAAGAAGUACCGGCCAAAUGCGACGCAUCCCUAUCAAAACACUCAGAGAAGCAAGGCUAUCAUACUAUAGCUACUGAUUGUGGAUUAAACGCUGUGUCCAGCUGGGAAGUAGCAUCACGAAACAAGUCUCAUGACUAUGAGGAGACCUUCAAUUCGGCCAUCAACUUUGCAGCGGGUGUACAUCAUGAGGACGGUGAUCCUGGUACUUCCGCGGCUGAAAUUUUAAUGGAUGGAUUGAAAAAUGUUUUGCAAGAUCCCUGCAUUGUAAUUGGGAAAAUGAAACAGGGAUCGCUUCCUGUCGCGAGCGCGGCGGAUAAAGACCGUGACCGAGAGUUUAAAUCACCGGCUGUAGAAGUUGUUGAGGUUGUUUCUCCAGUUGACGGGGGUGUUUUGAGAGCCCGGGGUCGAAGUACUCAUGAGUUAGGACUGUCUACUUGUUUUGAAGACAGAGCGUUCGAUGUGCCAGAAUUACGAAGUAGUGAUGAUGGUGAUGGCCUGGAAAAGGAUCAAGGUCAUGGCCUUAAGUCGUGUACCGGUGAUGUUGAUCAUCAUUCGACUUCAAACUCUGGGAAAGUGAUGGCUGUCAUCGAAGAUGGUCCCGUAGUUGAUUUCCUUAAGGCAGGAACUUUUAGCAAUCAAGAUUCGGACAAAUCUGAGGACCUGGCUACAAAGCAUCAAGGUUUACUUUCAGAAAGAAUUCUUAUGAACGGAGUAACAGGGCCGGAUAUUGACAUUGGUGUCAAAGUCUCCGGCGGAGUAGCUGAUGGAGGAUGCCUGUCAGUAGAGCAUCGACUAAAUUUAUCUCGAGCUGCAUCUGAAGAGAUGAAGCUCAGUCCUACCGCUUCAGUCAGUGAAAGCUCCCGGGAAAUUUUUUCAGAGCCUCGAAGAGGAUCUUGUGCUGAUUCUGAAGAUUUCUCUACCUGCACAGACCAUGUUCGACCUCAAGGUCAAAGCAAAACCAUGAGCUCAAACAUGUUGACUGAGCAAGGAGCAAUGUGCCAGUCCUCUCUCUCUGCAGGUGAUACGGAUGCAAUGGAACAAUACGAGGAGACACACUCCCUUGAGAAGCUUAAGACCACGAAGAAGGUACAUGAUGGUUCUUCUUUGAGGAUCUUUGGAGCGAACAGCGAAACGGAUGUUCGCAGCUGUUUGUCUCAGCCCGAUUCUAGGCCUGCUUUGGAGACGAGACAAGAAAAUUUAGUUGGAGGAAUUCCAAGUCAUGACCGUCAAACAUUGUCAGCUUUUGAGACAGUGCAUGUUACAGCAGAACAGUAUUCUCUGUCGCUUCAAUCCGCCUGCCGUGACAAGGUGUCCACAGUAAAUGAUCGAUGCAGCCCAGAAUUCGAGGAUGGAAUUGCAUCGCUUGAAUGUGAUCCUCCGCGGAGAGAUCCCGGGCUGGACCAAUCGUUCAUCGCUCCGUUCGAUCCAAACCUUCAACGUCUCAAUGAAGAUGUUCGCUCUGACAAGGAGAGUGUGAUAAGAGAAGGUGUGGAAAUGGUUGGUCCCUGUAGCAAAGAUGACGAUUACUCUCAGAAGCAGUCGGUGGCCUUGACCGGAGUGGAUGAGGGACAAACCACGGUACAUGGCGACAGCUUUGCCAGGGAGUCUGCCGAUGAGGUUUCUCCUGAUAUUGAAGCCGAGAACAAUCAACCGGCGUGUCGAACUCUGGACGCGCUUGAGUCCAAGCAUUCUAAUUUGAAUAGGAACAUAGAGAACAGCAAACGAGUUGAGGUAGAGGUCUUCAAGAAGUCUUCGUUGGAGGUAAAUGUUCGCAAAAGACCUUCCGGAGAUGAAAAAGACGUGGCUAAGAUGGGUUUUCGAACACCGACUGAUGCCGAUAAGGAGCAGAUUAUACCGCCGUUACAACACCACCUUCUGGGCCAGCUCUUGGAUCUGUUUGGGGUAAGGACCCACGGUGAGGCUGGCGAUGAAGAAUACCAGGGCUGCAAAGGUCCUCUGAUUGCUUUGCCAGCAGACAAUGGUGUUGAGGAAGCACAAUCAUCGCAAGUGGAGUGUCCUGAACCAGUUGCACAGAGUGCAGUACAAUCACAUAAGACAUUGGAAGAGAAGACGGAGGUUUUAUCCAACGCUGCCCUAAGGCGAUUGCCUCAUAUUCCUUCGGAACCUUGGUUUCCAUCAGCAGAGGCGUUCGACGCGCUUAGAUACAUUCCGAGAGAUAUCGUUUCAUUUGCAGACACGCCCAUGUUCGAGAGAACCACAAGUUCUGGGGAGAAAGAUCUCUCUUCGGCUACUGUAACUCCGGCUGUUCUUCCGAGAUACGAAAGUCCAUUGGCCGUCUUUCGUUCUUACAGAUCUUUUCCUCAAUUUGCAGAUGUCACGAGACUUUCAAGUAGGUCAAGCACUUGGAGUCAUGCGAUCAAUCCACACAAGCCCUUGUGUAGAUUUGAACAUAGGGGUCAGUGUAGAAAUAAUCACUGUCCAUGGCAACAUGCUGAUGACUACACGUUAUCUCCCUCCCAUGUCUUGUCUGAGUCUGCAAACAAAGAAUCCCAAAAGGUUGUGGAUUUCGCAGAAAAUGUGGAUGGCAGUCACAGCACCUGGUCGAAGACUGGUCCAUCUUUUGGAAAUAUACCGUCACCACAGAAUCCAGGAGCCGAAGGUUCAGGUUUACUUCAAGAAUCUGGUUGCACCGUACUUGUGUCCCCAUCGAACAGCGCCCCUCGGAGGAAGCACCACGACUAUGAAAUAUCCGUACCCACAUACCGAAUAGGACAUUACACUUUAAAGGCUGAGGAUCCGACCGGCACUAGGCUUGGAAUACCUGGUAUUCAACGUAAAGGGAGAACUGAAAUCUACAAUUCGUUUUUACUCUCAUCUUCCAUACACAGAAUCUUGCCUUCAGAUUCUCCAUGCUUGCUGGACAACGAGAAGUCCAGAUUUUCAGUCAUCGAGGCUUCUGAUGCUUCGGAGCUACCAAACUGGCGAUACAUCGGGAGUCCACAGGAGGAACGUGUAUUCAAGAGUAGUUCACGUCAGGGGUCGAAAGACGUAGAAAUGUGGUUAGAACUGGCAUUGAAUCACAUCGACUUUGACAUCGCCUGUGAGAAGCCCAAAGCACGGGACGAGGCUUUGUGCAUUUUGUCACGAGGUUUGGAAACCAAACAAAACUCGGUUACUUUGUGGAUGGCGUAUUCUUGCCUCUUUCACACCCGAAGAGACAAUCCAGAAAGUGACGACAUGUUCCAAUAUGCGAUACAGUAUAUUCCAGGGUCUUACGAACUCUGGCUUUUGUACAUCAAUAGUCGACCUGAACUUUCUUCACGCAUGGAGGCCUAUGAGAAAGCAAUUGUGGCACUCGUCGAGAAUGGAAAUCAGUCGGAGCUUUUGAAGGAAGAUACGAGUGCUUGUCUGCUAGACAUUGCCCUGCAGAUGCUCUACUGCAUGUGUGUUUCGGGAAGCAUGCAAGAUGCACUUACCUGGGUGGACGAUUUAAUUCAUGAUGCCUCCACCGGAGUUCAAAAGGUAUUCCGCAGGGGCAGCACAUCCUCUCUUCUCUCUUAUCUGACGCCGCAUGAUGCAUGUAUACUUUGGGUAUCCUGCACCUACCUCUCUGCAUGUGGGGAGUUGCCAGUUGUCAUCACCAGGCGGCUCGGUUGUAAACAUGAGCUUUCUUAUACCCUUUCCUGGAGUAAGGGUGCCAGCUCUGAGAAGGUGAAAUGUGCACGCGUUAUGAAGACACUGAGCACCGCUGCCUCUUCAGGAAGAGGAUGCUUGUCACUUGAAGAUCCACACCCAUCGAUGUUUGACUGCAACAAUCGAAGCAAGCAGAUGCUGGGGGUGAAUUAUGUCCAAUGCUUAGCUAUCUAUGAGGGAUUAGAUAGUGCAGCACGUCUUGGUAAGCAUUUGAUCGACCUGUAUCCAACUUCUGUGGAGCUUGUUCUUGUCUGUGCCCGCAUUGAGGAACGUCGGGCUGGUAGUGACGCCGGUUUGAAAGUAUUUGAGGAGGCCGUUUCGUGUUGGCCUGACGACCAGCCUGGAAUUCAACGGUUGUGGAAUCAGUACGCAGUGCACGGAUGGCUGCGGGGUGGCAGCACCUCGGUCAGCAAAGUGCUAAGUAAGAGUAUUCCUAGCAGGAUACAUCAUCCAAUUGCUCGAACGGAGGAUCCAUAUUCGAGGAAUCAAACCUGUGAAAGUAAUGACUCCACUGGACGCAUUGGUGUAAGGACAGGGAGCAGACUGCAAGACGAGUCGUCCGAUAUCUGGAGUCAUUUGAGAGAACAUUACCACUCUCUUUUGUUCAUAUCUGGAAGCUCUGAAGGAAGUACUUUUGCUCAGGCGAGGUAUGACGAGGAUUCAGUGUAUGGCCUGAUAAAUUUAGCACUCGUUGAAGCACUUAGUGGGGACCGAGCUGGUUCUCUGUCAGCGAUCAACAAAGCUAUGAGAUAUGCAGGAUUGGAACGGGAUUUAAAGCAGUGCUGGAAAGAGCUCGCUUGUCUUCAAGUUUUGAGUGCGGAUGUGAAGGAGCAAAAUCUGCUGCGCCUUCUUGAUAGGUGCAAAACAGAGUCUUGCAUGUUAUCGCAGUUGAAACCUUUAUCAUUCAAAGUUCUAGAAGAGCUGAAAAGGCCACAUGUUCGGAAGUUUUUUGUUGAUCUGCUAGGUCCCUUGCCAACAGACCCUUCAUUGCUGAACUGCAUUCUUGAGAUAUGGUAUGGGCCCUCCCUCCUACCUUCCGAGGUCCUCCAUACCAAGAAGGAUGUUUUCCAUUUUGCUGAAGGAAUUCUAGAGGCUGUGCCUGGCAAUGUAGAGGUGGCUCUUUCCUUGUGCAAGAUGGUAAUCCAAGAAGGUGGGUCCUCAAUCAGCAAGUCCUUGUCUUCUGCAAUGUGGGCAAGUGCUCUGCUCAUAAGCUCCCUUCAACAGUCUUCUCCAGUUGCUCCUGAAGUUUAUUGGGUGGAAGCCGGAGUGCUCCUCAGACACGUAACGAGAGAUGAGUGUCUGGAAGAAUAUUAUUUGCACGCUCUAGUCAAGUACCCGUUUUCUGUGGCAUUACGACAUGGUUUGGAGGAGGUGCGACUUCAAAUGCAGGAGUCAGGCGUUGGUAGAGCAGGAACGCAUCAGGCGGACAUGGUUCGCGAUUCUGCAGGGCCGAUUGACGUCUAGGUCGGUUGACAUGGCUUUCCACGGAGGAGUUUUUGAGAACGGGAUUUUUCAAGCGUAAUCGCCACAUGUUUCUAUCACCAAUGCACUGAAUGAAACAGACUGAGUGAGUGCGGACCUCACUAUCGAAGGAUCGAGGUGUCCACCCGUACAGCAUGGUGCCAGCUUCUUAUCUUAAUCGUCUUCCCAAGUAGCAAACUCAUCGUACAAGGUGAGUCCUGAUGUACUCUCUUUCACGACUUAAGAUAUCGAUUCAGCGAAGAGUGAAGUGGAUCGAAACACUCACGCAUUAUACAUAUCUGACUGAAGGUUGCGCCUACGGGGUCGCGUCCAGGUUAGGUUGAAGAUUGACACAUACAAAUCUAGAGAAAUCGACUCAGCUAGCAGAUGUCGGCUGGUUGUAAAAUACAAGAGAACGUGUACAUACUCUGCGCCUUGGUACGGUAUUAGAUCUGUAGAAACGCCCACAAAAUAUCUCCCUCACUGACUCUUGAGCCACUUGCCAGUCUUUAAUUGGAACCUUACGUCCUGCUACUGUGGGAGAAACUGUUCAGCAUUGUAACUGAACUAGCGUCGAGGUCGAGAUCCCGACCGGAUCACGGCUUCCUGGGAACUUAAUGAUCUCAACUAACUGCGCAAUCUACCAAAGGAUAUAGGGAGAAAACCAAGAAGUUCCUACCUUUUAUGCACCUUGUCUGUCGUAACCCGGGUAGAUCUAUGAUUUGUGUAGAUGACAAACCCUUCAAUCUCCACAGCCUAUGAACUGUAGCCGAAAUUCACUGGAUGUAGAUUGAGGGGAUAAGAAGUGAGGAAUAUCUGGUUUAAGAAAGAAAAAGGGUUGAUUUGAAAGAGAGAAGUUGCCUAAGAUGCUCAUGUCUCCAAUCCUAGCACGAGGAAGAAGAGAACCUCGACUUUGUUUUUCCGUUGAGGGGUCUUAUUAUUGUGGUCGAACCUCUUGCACCCGACGGGAAUUAUUAAUGGUGUUAUUUGUGCUGUUAGAUUGUAUUGAUUUCUGUUCCAGCCAUUUAUCGACGUAGCCAAGCCAUUCGGCUGAACUCUUGCGUAUUGGAGCUCCCAAUAUGUUAGUGUUCAUCUCUCUCCAGGCCAGCUUUGAACAAAGAUUGGCGUUGAUCGUGCCCACUUCAAUUUAUUUUUUGGUUCUAGCACGGAGCACCGGUGUUGAUGAUGCUGCGGGCGGGCCUCUAUUUGGGAAAUCGGGAAAGGCUGGAUGAGUGUUACAUAUAUACCUAUAUCUAUAUAUGUCCUGUUGCUAUCAUGGCGUUGCACAUGCCCACACGGUUUAGCGUGUGGGUCUUUCUGACUAUCAGAUGAUCAGAUGAAGACGAGUUCCGAAUCACGGAGCGUGCGGAAGACGUGGAGCAACGGCUGCCAGUUUUAUCCAGUACAGGUGUAUUUUUUGGCGCUCUUUCCACACACCCUUUAGUAUCCAUAGUAGGAAGCCUGGAAGUCAUUUAGGAUUAUAUUCACCAUUUAUUGUGUAAAAGAGUUGCGGAUCAUAUACUGUUGAAAUUGCCUUAGUUAGAAAGUUCGCUACCUCUAUCGGGUCGAGAUUAAUUUUCCUGGGGUUGAGCACAUUUUGUAUCAUAAUCAACAAUGUGUAAAUUUGUAAUAUCACAUUCUUUGGACAGUAAAGUUGA